This is a messenger RNA of Solenopsis invicta (red fire ant), 1912 nucleotides long. RefSeq lists its product as uncharacterized. The transcript is spliced from 2 exons. The record is from RefSeq and is a predicted model, not a curated record. The coding region runs from base 296 to 1225 and encodes 309 amino acids. Lineage: Eukaryota; Metazoa; Arthropoda; Insecta; Hymenoptera; Formicidae.
UCAUUUAUUUCGUUUUUCCCCCCCGAAUGGGUUCCCACCUUGAAGUGGUGGAGGGGCUUACGGUUACAUUCAGGGGCACCCGCUCAGGGGUGUAACUGAGUAUAACCAACAAAGAGGAACCCCCCAAGCCAAGGUGUAAGCUUUACCGUGCCGAGGGCUGCAUGGCGCAGGGGGAGCUGCGUCGCGAACGGUGCCUCCCGGAAACCGGACGCCCUCCGGGAGUAAGAGUCAAGCCCUGGGCAUUCGCGGCUCUGCCUGGGUGAAAUCGCGCGACCGCGGUACUCGUGGGAAUAAAAUGGAAUCGAAAAAUAUAAAUACAAACAUAGAUAAACUUCUUUUAGUUCCUUCAAGGAACGGACAAUCACAGAACCUCGCAAUGGCGGAAUCGGGUCUAAUCAAGCCCCGAAUUCGCUAUAGCGGCGCUGCCAGACGACGGUAUAAAAAAAUGAAAGAAAGAGGAGAACUAUUUGAAAAUAUCCAAAAUUCUCCCUCUCCGAUUGUGUCGAGAUCGGUGAACAAGGAAGAUGCUCCAAUUAACAGUCAAAAACGUGUUAUGCCGGAGCAGAGUCCUUGCGAUUCACCGAACAGUCAUCAGAAUAAGAAACCCAAGAUCACCGACGAAAAGCCGACACAUGCCCAAGCGGUGGCAAGAACCAAGAUAGCCUUUGUUCCAGAGGGCUAUCCUGAUAAAAGGCUGAGUGCUGAUGAGGGAGGUGUGGUCAAGAAAUUGAUCAGAGAACGUAUUCUCCAACUUCCUGAGGAUGCGGUGGUCCCUACCUUUAUCGGUACUUGGGAAAGAGAUGGCGCAGUUAUUUUCAACUGCGCCAACGAAGCCUCAAUGGACUGGCUGAAAAGCCUUUCCACUGAAAUAAAAGUAGAAGACACUCCUUUGUAUGUGCUACCAGCCGAUGAGCUACCUAAGCGUCAUUGGAUAGUAGUGCAUUCGGAGGAAUCAGAUUUAACUGCCGAGGAAGUUAUCAAGCUCCUUGACAAACAAAACGUGGGUCUAGUCGCCAAGGAAUGGAUCAUUGUAAAGGGAAGCGAAAGCAAGAGUGUUAAAAGCACCCACUUUGCUGCCUUGAUCACUGAUUUAUCCCUGGAGGGUCUAAAAGCCUGCGGUUACAAGCCUUUCUGCGGACUAGGUCGAGCAACUGUAAAGUUGCUUGAAAAAGGACGUGGAGAGGGUACAGAACAGACCACACAUAGGGUAACAGAGACUGUUUAAAAAAUAGCAGACUACUACAUGUCUGGUGGUACAGAUUAAAUUGCAUCAUAGCAAAAGCGCCUCAGCGAUUCUAGCUAGGAGCAUGGCUAUGAUGCAGACAGUAACAAUUAAUCUACAUUAAUGGAAAUGGACAUUAAAAUUAUGAUUAAUUGAGACACCAUGAUUAAAACGCACACUCGGAUAAGGAUUUAUAAUUUUAGAACAAGAUUGAAUCAUAAAGAAUAAAUGUUACAAUUCAGAUGUCAAUUACAGUCAUUUAAUUGUGAGAUCAACUAACUAGUUACUGUUAUUUUACAAAGAUUCAACCUCAAGUUAAAAGCAAAUACAUGUGCUGGUAAAAACGGUGUGCAUGAUCUGUAAAUUAAUAAUUAAAGUUAAAAAUUUUGCCCAAAUAUUUAGGUAUGAGUUGCUGGUGUCGGUUGUGGACUAUCUCUGAAGUAUACAUCCUAUACUUUUACCAGAUUUUUGUAAUAUUAAGAUAAUAAUAGUAAAAUUUAAAGUAAUUGUGAUUUAUACACCAAAAUAUGAGAUCAGUGUACAAAAAAUAUAUUAAAGAUUAUAAUGCCCACAAAAAAUUGCUUUUAUAUUAUUUAUAUCAUGUAUCAUGUUGAUCUUUUGAGGAAAACUAUUAAAAUGCAAAUGUGUAAUAAGAAAAACGAAUUUAAAAAAUCAAGCGUAAAAAUAAAA